This is a messenger RNA of Helianthus annuus (common sunflower), 1086 nucleotides long. Its product is annotated as disease resistance protein RUN1-like. The transcript has a single exon. The record is from RefSeq and is a predicted model, not a curated record. Lineage: Eukaryota; Viridiplantae; Streptophyta; Magnoliopsida; Asterales; Asteraceae. Gene Ontology annotation, molecular function: protein binding. Bases 1 to 1086 code for a protein of 361 amino acids.
AUGGUCCUCUUUGGUUCUAAGUUGAGUAAGCUUGACUUGGGGCUGACUCCACAUCUCGAGACAUUAUAUCUUGAAGGGUGUAACGACCUUGUAGAACUUCACAUACCCCCUAAAGGUUCCAUACUCAAAUCCCUUUUCAUUAGUGGUUCUAAGUUGAGUAAACUUAACUUGGGGUUGACUCCACAUCUCAAGAGGUUAGUUCUUGAAAACUGCUAUUAUCUUCAAGAAAUUCGUGCUCCUAUAGGAUGUCUAAAAAACCUUGCCAACUUAAAGUUAAGUGGUUGUUCAAGGUUUGAGCGUUUUGUGGGUACCCAUCGGUAUCAUUUACUUGAAUUUGGGAUUCUCGCUACAUUAGUACUGAUUGCAGAGUCCCAGGAUAUUUGCCCACUACAUCCCAAUAGUAAUUUGCCAAAGUUUGUGUUUAAAUGUUUUUAUGGAGAACCUCUACCCUCAUUAAGUGGAAAUCUUGAGAAGCUUCUUUCUUUUGGUCUAUGUGCUUGCACAAACCUUGAGUCCUUUUCAGCAAGCAUUUGUGGUUUACAACGUUUAAGAAAUCUUACACUUGAAGGCAACUUACCCGAGGUGCCCAAGGACCUGUGCCAGUUAGAAUGUCUAGAGAAGCUAACAUUGUCAAUGAAAGAGAUUAAACAUCUUCCAGAUAGCAUUUGUAUGUUGAAACAUCUUAAAUCUCUUGAUCUCAAAUUUUGUUGGCUUCUACAACACUUACCCAUGGAGAUAUGCAGAUUAGAGUGUUUGAAGGAGUUAUACCUAACGGAUUGUAUAUCCUUACAAGAUAUUCCAAACAACAUAUGUAAGAUGAAAUGUUUAGAAUAUCUAGAUAUCUCCUAUUGUAUUCUAGUUGAUAAACUUCCUGAGGAAUUUGGAAGUUUAGAAGGUUUAAAAGGGUUAAAUAUAGAAGGUGCAGGCAUCAGUCGUCUUCCGCAAAGCAUUUAUCAUUUGAAAGGGCUACGCAUUAUUGGGUCCAGGUGGCGGCUUGAGUCGUAUGGUUUUACAUCCUUGAUAGAAAUCUCAACAUACACGGCCUCCUGCUACAUUAGGGACAUACAUCAUGUGUCUCCUAUAUGA